GACGUCCACUGUUCAAGACCUCGAUGGCAGGCUCUGUAAAGUCAUCGGCAAAUUCAACGGAACCGAUCCAAUGCAAUUGAGUUAUGCGCAGGAAUUGUUGAACCAACUUGAAUUCCUACUUGAUGAUUCACUGCCGUCAGAAUAUGUCGUAGAGAAGGCCAACGCAAGAGGCUAUAGACAACGACUUAGUGAGCUUAAUGGAAAUCAUAAAGUUAAAGCUGAAGGAGCCUCCAGUCGGCGGGAUCAACUUCUAGUACAAGCGAAUCGAAUACAGGAAUCCAGUAAUAGACUCAACAAUAUCCAACGCAUGGCGCUUGAAAAUGAAAAGAUAGGAGGUGACGUUCUGACCACCCUACGUGGACAAAGAGAAACGCUUGAGCGCUCAAGAGACGAGAUGACAGAUGCAGAGGACAAUGUGAAUCGAUCCAAUAAGACAUUGAAGAGUAUGGCUAGCUGGUGGCCAUUUUAAGAAACAAUGAUGGAUCGUAUUACAUAAGUCACAUUGUUAACGCUGUCAUUGCUUUGGACAAUGAAAUCGCCCGUCUUAAUACCCUUUCACAACUUCCUUGUUCGACAAUGGCCACUUCCAACAUGAAACGGAAUCUGCCAAUUAUUUAAAUAUUUGUAUGUGAUCGUCGUGUUCCACUGCGCAUACGAUAGAGCAAUCCAGGAACUCAAUUUAUCAUAAUUCUCAAUGCGAGAGAUCACCAAACCAAAAAUUUUAACUCAUUUCUUGUCAUGAUUUGAUGUUUGAGGUUUCGUAAUCUCGCCUAUCAGACAAUUUCUUGCUUGGAGAAUAGUCGUAGUAUAUCUGCACAUGAAGUUCUUGAAUAUAAAC
Molecule: messenger RNA, 838 nt
Organism: Umbelopsis ramanniana AG
Lineage: Eukaryota; Fungi; Mucoromycota; Umbelopsidomycetes; Umbelopsidales; Umbelopsidaceae
Exons: 6
Coding region: 71-469 (132 amino acids)
Source: RefSeq, a predicted model, not a curated record